GCGUUGUCUGGCACCGGUUCUACGAACGGCUCCCGCCAGCACCCUGGAGCGCUCCUGGCUGCUGGCAGGGCAUGACAUAAGUUCGGUUGAACGGCAGUGCCCAGCAGAGUCCCCUGAUGAUCCGCAGCAGGACAAGGCCAAAGUGAAGCUGAGCGGGCCCAACCCUGGCAGCCUCGGACAGAAUGCAGCGUUCUACUCUGCAUUGAAAAGCGACAUAGACGCGGUGAUGUCGCAUCCGGUCUUUGCUGACACGGGCGACUGCGAACCCUUGCCGAUCAAGGAUGGUGCCGGCAACCGCAGCGGCGUGCAAAGCAUUUUCAAGUUGGAUGAGAUGAGCAUUGCUUUGGCACAGCGUGGAGCCUACAAGGCUGCGGGAAACCUGGCUUGGAUCGACCCGUUGUUCGCACCUCUUCCGGGCGUGCCAGUACGCCGAGCGUCCGUGGACAUGUUGCUGAGUUACUACUUCAUGGACGAGGAGCCAGGGCUCUUCCCGAGGGAGCUGCUGCUCUACGUGACAUCUGCGAGUGAGGAUCCUCGCGGUGCCUUCGAAAUGAAGUGUGUGUCUCCGGACGAGCUUCGGGCAGCAGCUUGGGCGCGGAUCCGUCAGCGCAUCGACGAGAAUGCCCCGGCGGAGGAGCUGCAACAGUGGAAAAACAUGCUCCUCACAGUCUCCUUCCAUAUCAAACUCCUGGAUGCAGACGAAGAUGCUGUCAUGGCCCUGGCUUUGUCUGAACGGGAGCACAUCAAGAUCGAGCACCAGACGAUGUCGCGCACCUGCCGCCAGUGGAUUUUUACGAUUGUUGCCUUGAAAGAGUCCGUGGACCGGCGAUUCGGCACAACCUCACACGAGGACCUGGCAGACCACAUCAAUAGCCAGGUCAAGGUCGCGCCGGGCUUGGAUGAUGAGCAGCCUCUGAACUGCGAGAUCACAGUCUCCAUGAUCACUGCCGCGGUGGAGAUCUACAACGUGUGCUAUGCAGAGAACGAGGAAGAAUGGGUUGUUGGGAACCCCCUUGAUGAUCUUUCCAAGCUCCACCUGUUCGUUGUGAAAGGUCGCUCGCCUCCUGUAAUCCGUUGGCUCCUCAAGAGCCUCCUUGAUGCUGUGAGGGCGAAGCCCAGGACUCGCGGCAACUACACUCACAGCUUGCUCAAGGGUGACUCUCACAGCAAGGGCUAUCUGGAUCUUUGGAUCGGGAAGCGCGACCUCCUAAAGUACCUGCUGCAGGAAUGGCUGCCUUCUCGAGAACUGUCCAAGGACUGUCGGGAUGUCAUCGCAAACAUCUACAAGAAUCAUGACACCCUGCGUGCCCAAAUCCCGCAUGGCCAAGCAGCGAACCGGAGCUAUCAAGCCUCCUGGCCACAGUCGGCCACGCUGACAGCCAGGCUCAUCGAGGACGUGAUCUACGGGGACGACUACGACGUCUCUUUGCGCUAUGGCUUGAAGCUCAAAAAGAGCUGCGAAGAGCUGAUGGAGCUGGAGAAGAUUGCAGCGGCCGUGGAGGCCAUCGACGAGGCGGCCGGACUGGAGGAGACCCUGCCCGAUGCAGAAGCCCUGCAGGACGAGGAGCCGAAGGAGGACGAGGACCUUGCAAUCGCUGCCGUGAGCGAGGUUCACACCACCCUCUUUGACCGUGUUUUGGAGUCCGUCCUUGACAAGCCUGUGCCCAGCUCCAGCAUGGACUCCGACAUGCUGGAAGAGUUCGAGACGUACCGGAAGCGCAGCCUGGCGCUCGCCGAGCAAGUGAUCCUGACUCCGGAUCCCAAGCUUCCCAGCGUGGCCGCCAGCACCAUCCGCGCCGCGCUCUCCAAGGUUGACGGAAACGACGGGGACAUCCAGAAAGUCUUCGCCUCCGAGGACGACGGCACUGAAGGCGCCGCGGCCAAGCGCAAGAAAGGCGGUGGCAGCAUGAUGAAGAAAGUCGUGCAGAAAAUUGGCAUAGGCUAUACGGAGGAAUCGCUCAGUGCCCGGCGGGAGCAGGUCCGGGGGUUCGGGACGGUUGAGCAAACGGAGACCGUCUACGUGAUCACGGGUUCCGCUCUCAAGGUGGAGAAGAGAAACAGAUUGCACUUCAAAGGCACCACCGCGGGUUCUUGGAUUUUCCCCGUCGCCAUCCCGCCUUACGAAGAGCAAUGGCAACUUCCCUUCAGUGCCAAGAAAGAGCUGUUCGGCGAAGGCCGUGUCGCCGUAGGCGGCAAGACGGAGAGUGGAACGGCAAAGAUCAAGCCGAGGCUGGAUUCUGAUGUCGAGCUGGUAUUCUACCACUACCAAGGCUACGAGAUCAUGUCUGAGCUGCUCCACAAUCUCGGCGGCUCCAAGGACAUCGACCUCAUCGUCGACCUGACAGCGGGAGUCGGCGACUUGGCGUGCUUGGCAGUGGAGCGCCGCAUGGUCUACUUCGGCUGGGCAUUUACGGAAUUCCACGUCAAGGCUCUUCGUCAAGAGCUCCAAAGGAGGUUCAUGGUGAGCUUCGCAGAGGAAGGUCACGCCCUCUAUGUGCCGGCCUUCGCAACGCUCGUGAGCCAGAUCCAGGCGGAGAAUGCAUCGGAGGAGGAGGAGGACGAUAAGAAGGGCAACAAGAAGAAGCCGAAAGAGGCCGAGGAGGACGACGAGGCCGAGGAUGCUGAGGAGGAGGAUGACCUCGGCGAGGUGGACGAGGACCCAUCCGAGCCAGAGGAGGCCCGUCGUGCGCUUCGGUCUGCUGGACAGCGCAGAUCCAAUAAGGCGCUUCUUCGCGCCAAGCAGCGCAAGAAGAGGACAGAACGUCUGCCCCCACGGCUUCGCGAAGCUCGUCGACCUCUGAGCGUUGGCACGUGGUGCUCGGGCUUGGAAGCGGUCAUAUGGGCAUUGCGCAGCGUGAGAUUCGCCUACCGUCAUGUGUUCUCUGCAGACAUCCUGCCGGAAGCCCAGGCCGCUUUGCAGAAGAACUUCUGCCCCGAGCUUUUGAGAGGGGACGUCCUCACGCACUCGAGCAGAGAUUGGCCUCGCGUGGACCUGUUCCACGCAGGCUACCCCUGCCAGCCCUUCAGUUCGCAAGGCCUAAACCGAGGCCUGGACGAUCCAAGAUCAGGCGUGCUUCGAAAAAUGCUCGCCAUGAUUCGCAAUGUUCGUCCUCGCUGGCUGUUGCUAGAGAACGUCCGAGGCCUGGAAAGCCGGCACAGAGCAGCGCUUGAUUACAUCCUGAAGGAUCUCAGGGCGUCGGGAUACAGAGUAUGCUUCAAGACCCUGAAUGCCCGCUAUCACAAGGUGCCGCAGAACCGGGAGAGGCUGUUCUCAUAG
Molecule: messenger RNA, 3277 nt
Organism: Symbiodinium necroappetens
Lineage: Eukaryota; Dinophyceae; Suessiales; Symbiodiniaceae
Source: the annotation of a GenBank genome assembly